Molecule: messenger RNA, 1526 nt
Organism: Nilaparvata lugens (brown planthopper)
Lineage: Eukaryota; Metazoa; Arthropoda; Insecta; Hemiptera; Delphacidae
Product: diphthine methyltransferase
Exons: 1
Coding region: 381-1298 (305 amino acids)
Molecular function (GO): protein binding
Source: RefSeq, a predicted model, not a curated record
AACUCAAUUAAAAAAAUGGCUGUUAUGCAACCGGGCCUUACUAUAGUAGGCUAUAUUAUCGAUUGACAGAUAUCGAUAGUGUCGACGACAGACAAGGUAUCGAUUGAUGAGAUAUCGAUACCUUAGCUUGCAUAUAUCGAUAUAAAAUACUUGUCGAUAUAUCGAUGUUAACAGAAAAUUUGAGGUUAUGAUUAGAAUCAUCAGUAUCACAACAUUACAACGUGAAAGGUUUUACUUCUAGUUUAUUAAUGUAUUUAUCUUACUUUUAAUAGUUUAUUUAUCAAUUUAGUGCUGUUAACUAUCGUAAUAUUUAAAUUAUCAUCGAGUGUGUAAGAUCAUCUUUACAAGAAUCCAAAAUCUACACUGAUAACUCUUCAAAUAUGAAAGAAAUUCGCCCUCAAUUCUGGUGGGACACCGUUUAUAGUGCAGAUUCAGUUGAAUGGUGUCCUGAUGAAGAAUUCGCGCACUUAUUACUCUGUGGAACUUACAAACUUGAGGAGAAUAACUCAGAAAGUGGCAGCAAAGUACCUCAAACAAGGGUUGGUUUGCUACAUCUUAUGAGAUUAUCUAAAACAACGAUGGGGUUGGAACUUGUAAAAACUUUAGAGACAAAAGGAAUUUUAGAUAUCAAAUGGUCUCCGUUUCGUGUUGAUGGUAGGGUGGGGUUUGCGAUUGCUGAUGCUGUAGGAUGUGUUUCUCUUUACACCAUCAUUGAAUCUGAGGGUAAUUAUGAUUCGUUGCUUGUAAGCGAGUGUAAUAUCAAGCAUGGUGACGAGGAAAACAUUGCUUUAUCGUUAGAUUGGUCCCAAGCUAGUGAAGGUAGACUAGCUGUUAGUGAUAGUAAAGGUUAUGUUUCAAUCCUGACUUUGAACACAACUGAGUUUUAUGUAACAAGCCAAUGGAACGCACACAGUUUUGAGGCAUGGAUUGUCGCGUUUGAUUUCAUUAAUGAUUCUGUUGUUUACUCAGGGGGAGACGAUAGUAAAAUGUGUGUGUUCGAUGUUAGAAGCCCUGAACAAGCGGUGAAAGUUUCUAGUAAAUCAGUGAAUAUGUCAGGUGUGACAAGUUUACAAUCUAGUAGUGAAGGGAUGCUAGCAUCUGGGAGUUACGAUGAGUCAGUACACAUCUGGGACAGCAGGUCGAUGAGAAGGAGUGUUGGGAGUUUGGAUUCUUCUGGGGGAGGGGUGUGGCGAUUGAAGUGGUAUCCCAUAGACAAAUCGACCAGAAAAGACUAUCUUCUAGCUGCUUGUAUGCAUGGAGGAUUCAAAUUAUUGACUGUCGACAAACUGAGGAUAUAAAUGUAGUAGCAAGUUUUACUGAACAUGAAAGUCUUGCCUAUGGAGCAGAUUGGUGUUAUUUACCUAAAUUUCCGAAUUCCUCCAGGAUCUUGGAUAAGUUUUAUAAAAAGAAUGUAUCAGAUAAAGAAUAUCUGGACAUUAUUGCUACAUGCUCCUUCUAUGACCACAAGCUUUGUCUUUCAACUAUUGAUAUAGAUUGAACUAAAUAAAGUUAUUUUGUUGAUUUAA